GACCAUAAUAAAAUCAUGGCGUCCUUGCUAUAAUAUUUGCAUACCGAUCUUACGAUGUGUGUUUAUACAUAAGUACGUAAGUACUAUAUUAUAAAAAAUGGCUAAAUCGCAGAAUCUUCGCAAGUAAGUAAUUACUUUAAGGUAAAGUCCGAUAUAUCUACUGUGAAGAAAAAAAAAGGUUUACCCACAUUAAAAUACAAUUCAGCAUUAAAUCCUUCCCAAACUGAUUUUUUACAUUUUGCUUAUGGUACCGAAUAAGAAGGAAAACAUUUGUGGAACCAACGUGUAAACAUUUAAAUUAGCUAAUAAAUUAGCAAAUUGCGAUGACCCUCUAUUCCGUUGCUGAUAUAUAAAUCUGCGAUUGUUCAAAAAUUCCAGUACUUUGCCAAUUUUUAUACAAACCGGAACCAGUCAACGUGAUGUUGAGCAAGAUUUUGAUUUUACUUGCCGCCUUGGCAUUAACUUUCGCUUUUCCACAUCCGAAACCGAUUGAAGUCGAAGUUUUAGAAGCUGCGGAAUCUGCAAGUCCUCAUCACCAUCACCACGGAUGGGGCGGCGGCUGGGGAGGUGAUUAUGGAGGUUGGGGCGGAGGAUGGGGUGGCGGAUAUGAUGGAGGAUGGGGUGGUGGCUGGGGUGGAGGAUGGGGAGGUGAUUGGUAGUAAAAUAUAUUAGGAUUAUAUGUUGUAAUUAAAAGCGUAUAUAAAUGAAAUUUUGUUGGUACAGUCAAUUAGUGACAUUUUCACAAUAAAAUCGUUUUUUCUUUGUGAUAAAU
Photinus pyralis (common eastern firefly) is the source of this 772-nucleotide messenger RNA. RefSeq lists its product as uncharacterized. The record is from RefSeq and is a predicted model, not a curated record. Lineage: Eukaryota; Metazoa; Arthropoda; Insecta; Coleoptera; Lampyridae. The transcript is spliced from 2 exons. The coding region runs from base 420 to 659 and encodes 79 amino acids.